AGACUCCGAGUGGCGGGGCGGGGCUUAAAGCGCAGCCUCGCUUUCAUUCUCCUCGCCCCCCUCUCUUCUCCUGCCGCCAUCGCGAUAGCCUCCUGCUUCAGCCGCUAACGGGUCUACGCGCAUCUCCUCCUCCGAGUCCCCCUUUAUUAUUCCAAAAUGGCAUCGGAUGAAGGAAAGCUCUUCAUUGGAGGGCUCAGUUUUGACACCAAUGAGCAGAAUCUGGAGCAGUUGUUCUCUCCCUAUGGAGACAUUGCAGAAGUGGUUGUAGUGAAAGACCGGGAAACCCAGCGGUCCAGGGGCUUUGGUUUUAUAACCUAUUGCCGUCCUGAGGAUGCUAAGGAUGCCAUGAGGGCCAUGAAUGGAGAGUCUGUGGAUGGCCGUCAGAUCAGGGUUGACCAGGCUGGAAAAUCAUCCCGUGGCUCUUCUGGAGGCAGAGGCCGUGGACGUGGAUUCUCCAGAGGAGGUGGAGGAUAUGGAGGUGGCCGUUACGACAACAGGAGCGGCGGCUAUGGUGGAUCGAGAGACUAUUAUGGCAGCAGGAAUCAGGGAGGCUAUGGAGACCGUUACUCUGGGGGCUCCUACAGAGACAACUACGAUAACUAGCUUACACCGAGCAUAAAUCCUUCCUGAAUCAAGAUCGUCCUUCCAAUGGCCGUAUUUAUAAAGAUUUUUGGAGCUUCGCUGAAUCUUGUUUAGUUCUCUACUUGUAUUUUCUCUCUCUCUCCCGCCCCCCUGCCCUUCCCUUUUUUGUAGUCUUAUCACACACAGCUUCUGCUACAAGAUGGCCUGUUAGAGCUUUCUGGAGGAAAACGUUUUAAUUUGCCUUUUUUUUUUCUUUUCUUUUUUUUUUACAGGUGUGUUUCAGCAUUUUUUUAAAAUAACCUUUUAUUAGUUUUUUUUUCUCCCCUCCACAUCUCCAGAUUUCUUUUAACGAGCAAAGAUUGGGGCCCCAGCCUAUGUUUUGCCUAUAACCCCCCCCCUCGCCCUGAGUCUGAGCAAGGUGUAAAAGAUUCUCCUUGUUUUUAUAAAUGCAUUGAUAACCUUGUAGUUUUGUAAAAGUCCUAUGGUGUAGCAAGGAAGGGGUACGGUGGAAGGCAGACCCCCUUGAUUGUAAAGGGAGACUCGUGUGUUUGAUCUUCAGAAAUCAGAAUUUAUACUGUAUGAUGUACCUAGAACCGAAGCUUGCGGAAACCAGCAAGUUGUUCUUGAAAGAAAAGACAACAAAAAAACCCCCCGUUUGUUUAUAUUUUUUUUUAAACUGGAAGACACACAUGUAACUCGAUAUUGUACUAAAAGUGGUUAAGGAAUUCCUGUAUUCAGUUCUUUGGCUUCACGAAGCCUAUUAAAUACCCUUCUGAAAAUGA
Messenger RNA from Heteronotia binoei (common prickly gecko), 1364 nucleotides. RefSeq names its product cold-inducible RNA-binding protein-like. Lineage: Eukaryota; Metazoa; Chordata; Lepidosauria; Squamata; Gekkonidae. Gene Ontology annotation, molecular function: RNA binding. The transcript has 7 exons. Gene Ontology annotation, cellular component: spliceosomal complex. Gene Ontology annotation, biological process: positive regulation of mRNA splicing, via spliceosome. Bases 157 to 603 code for a protein of 148 amino acids. The record is from RefSeq and is a predicted model, not a curated record.